This is a messenger RNA of Spodoptera exigua (beet armyworm), 1126 nucleotides long. Lineage: Eukaryota; Metazoa; Arthropoda; Insecta; Lepidoptera; Noctuidae. The record is from the annotation of a GenBank genome assembly.
CAACUGGCUUUCGAGCCACGAGAGUAAUAAACAUGCAAUCGAAUACACAUAAUUAGCACCUUCUGAUUAUAAUUAGAUCGAUAAAAUUUAUUUGUCAUGUGCCUAACAUCAUUUAAUUCAAGUUGAAAUCCGAAGUCCAAGGUUAUAAACUACGUAUUGGUUUUAAACUGCAAUGUUUUAACAAAAGCAUGAUGAAUUCUAUGUCUUGGAAGUUUGGUAGAAAUUUUAAGUUGAUUAUUAUACAUGGCUAUGCUUAUAACAAACAUCAUACGAGCCUGUUCCACAAAACGAUUACUAAACGAAGUUAAGUUAGCGAAUCAAAUAGUUAAGGAAAUCAAGCCACCAAUGUAUAAGGACAGGGCUCUGAAGAUGGAAGAUCUCACUAAAGUAUACCUGUCUCCUUUACCUGAUUCUCCGUACGUGAGGCCUUUUCGCUUUAACUACGUUCAGGGAGGCAAGGAAAAGAACUGGGAUAUGCUGGCAGUACACGACAGCGUUGCUAUUAUAGUUUUCAACACGACCAGAAACGUUUUGGUAUUCGUCAAGCAAUUCAGACCAGCGGUAUACUUCAACUGCAUACCACCAAGAGACCGGGAAUGUGAGGAAAUUGAUACGUCGAAGUACCCAGCCUCGCUGGGCAUCACCCUGGAGAUGUGCGCUGGUAUCGUCGACAAGAACAAGUCAUUGCAGGAGAUAGCCAAGGAGGAAGUACUAGAAGAAUGCGGAUACGACGUGCCGCUUAGGGAACUGCAUGAAAUUACAUCAUACAGGGCCGGUGUGGGCGUUCAGGGUGCUCUACAAACAUUGUUUUACUGCGAGGUCACCGACGAUAUGAAAAUAGGAAAAGGUGGUGGCGUCGAAGAUGAGAUUAUAGAAGUUGUAGAGAAAUCAAUAGCAGAAGUAGAGACGUGGAUAUCAUGCCCGGGACCCUUGAAUUCUCCUCCAUCUUGUCUGUUUGCGUUGAUGUGGUUUUUACGACACAAAGCUGACAGAUACAGGAAGUAGGUCAAUUUGUUGAAACCAGUGUUAGCUACUAAAAUACGGUCUAAUAUUUUUUAAGGAUUGGCGCCUUUAAGGUUAAAUUUUGCACUUAAAAUACAUAAUUAGUUAAGGCUAUAUAUAUAUG